UUCUAAAUACAUCCAUCCAUGACUGUGUAAGAUCUGCGGGUGGAAUCAUUCCCGCCAAAUUUAAACAAUGGCGGCAAACGGGGUUGAACACGAACGUACAAAGGAUAACUCAGGGAACGAGGACGAUAAUCCGAAACGUUACGCCCCGAAAUGUGAUCAAAUUAAAAAACGAGACGAUUACUUGGAAUGGGAGGAAUAUUUUAUGGCUGUCGCAUUUUUGUCAGCUCAAAGAAGCAAAGAUCCAAACUCCCAAGUGGGGGCUUGCAUUGUUAAUGAAGAAAAAAAGAUAGUGGGUAUAGGGUAUAAUGGCAUGCCAAAUGGUUGUAGUGAUGAUUUGUUGCCUUGGGCAAGGAAAGCAGAUGAUGAUUUAGAUACAAAAUAUCCCUAUGUGUGUCAUGCAGAAAUGAAUGCAAUAUUGAAUAAAAAUUCAUCAACUGUAAAAGGGUGUACUAUCUUUGUGGCAUUGUUCCCAUGCAAUGAAUGUGCAAAAUUGAUAAUUCAAUCUGGUAUCAACAAAAUUGUCUACUUAUCUGACAAAUACCACAACCAACCAAAUAUGAAAGCCUCAAGAACACUCCUUAAUAUGGCUAAAGUUGAAUAUGUAAAAUUUGAACCAAAGAGAAAGACAAUAUUAGUCGACUUUACAUCAAUGGAUCAAUCAUUUUUGUUAGUUUCACCUCAGAAACAGUCAAAGCUAAACCAAUAAAAUUUGUAUGUGUGAAUA
Messenger RNA from Dendronephthya gigantea, 724 nucleotides. Its product is annotated as deoxycytidylate deaminase-like. The record is from RefSeq and is a predicted model, not a curated record. The coding region runs from base 68 to 706 and encodes 212 amino acids. NCBI's taxonomy places the organism in Eukaryota, Metazoa, Cnidaria, Anthozoa, Malacalcyonacea, Nephtheidae. Gene Ontology annotation, biological process: dTMP biosynthetic process; dUMP biosynthetic process. Gene Ontology annotation, molecular function: zinc ion binding; dCMP deaminase activity. The transcript is spliced from 3 exons. Gene Ontology annotation, cellular component: cytoplasm.